UUUUAUAAAAUUUAGUGUGAUAUUUGUAUGCAUGCGCGGUCACACUGAACUUAAAUGAUAAAUAUUUGUUUUUAAAGUGUUUUGGAACCGAAGGUUAAUAAUUUAGCCACAUGACAUCCAUUGCGGGAGGCCACGGUGAGGCGAAUCCGAAUAGCUCCUGGCUGAGUGCCCGCGGAUUUUGGCUAGCAUACUUUCUGGGCCUGCUGUCUGUGCACCUGCUCUUCUUAUCAGUGCCCUUCGUCAGCAUUCCGUGGGCCUGGACAGCCACCAAUCUUCUUCACAAUGCAGCCCACCUGUACUUCCUGCACGUCAUCAAGGGCGCUCCCUGGCUGAGCACCGAGAACGAUCCUAGCCGGCGUUGGACACACUGGGAACAGAUUGAUGACGGGGUGCAGAUGACUACGACCCGCAAGUUCCUCACCGCUGUUCCCAUUGUUCUUUUCCUACUUACCUGCCUGUACACCCGAAACAACACGGAACACUUUAUUGCAAACUUUAUAUCCCUGGUGGUCGUCACGCUUCCCAAGCUGCCGCAGUUCCAUGGCGUGCGGCUGUUUAACAUAAAUAAGUACUAGCCCCGGUGACACCCGGACUGCAUUUAUUUUGUUUAAUGAAAAUGUACAUAAAAACUUAAAUUACUGGCACAGCUAUUGCUCACAAAUGUAAAUAUUGGUAAAUAAAAUAAUUAUCAAAUUAAAUAUG
Molecule: messenger RNA, 702 nt
Organism: Drosophila erecta
Lineage: Eukaryota; Metazoa; Arthropoda; Insecta; Diptera; Drosophilidae
Gene: ORMDL
Product: ORM1-like protein
Exons: 3
Coding region: 111-575 (154 amino acids)
Biological process (GO): intracellular sphingolipid homeostasis; negative regulation of ceramide biosynthetic process; ceramide metabolic process
Cellular component (GO): endoplasmic reticulum membrane
Source: RefSeq, a predicted model, not a curated record